AUGAGUUUAUACUUCAACCAGGAUUCGCUGCAGUAUGUCGAGAUGGAACCGGAGCAAAAGCACCAGAUUAGAUUCCUGAACGUAGCACCUGCCUUGCAGGAUGAACCAACGGCUAGGCCAUUUCACGGCUUUAAUAAUCGGGUUGGAUUUCCACCGGAAGUAAGAGAAGCGUUCGGUGGCGGUGCGGAAUUGAAGUCGGAUAUAGUUUAUGAAAAUUCCAAACCAAUUUACUCGGUUCUGCGAGCCUUGAGUGUGUUACCGAUUACAAGGCCUUCAAUGGGUGUUACGAUGUUCACCUGUGCAAGCCCAGCUAUGGCUUAUUGUGCAACGUUUUUGCUCUUGUUAGCGGCCUACGUCAUUUUCAUCUUGAUUGGUAAGAUCCACAUGGUUCGUACGCUGGAAGGUCGCUUCGAGGAAGCCGUAAUUGCGUACCUUUUCAUCGUUAAUGUUCUACCGUUGUUGAUUAUUCCGAUGAUGUGGUACGAAAGCCGAAAGGUGGUCGACCUGCUGAACGAUUGGGUGGAGUUCGAGGUCCUGUAUCGUAAAACGGCUGGCCGCGAUUUGGCAUUGCAGCUCAAGACGAAGUCUUUGUUGAUUGCUGUCCUACUGCCGAUGAUGUCGUGUGCUGCCGUUGGUAUUACUCACGUUACGAUGGUGGAUUUCGAGUUGAUUCAGGUCAUUCUCUACUGCAUUCUGGAUACGCUGAUCUACAUGAUGGGUGGAUAUUGGUACAUAACGUGUGAAACUCUGAGCACAACUGCUAACAUUUUAGCCGACGAUUUUCAAAAGGCGCUGAGACACGUCGGUCCAGCUGCGAUGGUAUCGGACUAUCGCUCGCUGUGGCUUCGUUUAAGUAAACUGGCUCGAAACACUGGCUUCGCGACCUGUUACACUUUCACCUUCAUCUGUCUGUACUUGUUUUUCAUCAUUACACUGUCAAUCUAUGGGUUAUUGUCGCAAAUUUCCGAUGGGUUCGGAAUUAAGGAUAUCGGAUUGGCGGUGACCGCCUUCUGUAGCAUUGGUCUUCUGUUUUUCAUUUGUGACGAAGCCCACUAUGCGUCGUUUAAUGUGAGAACGAAUUUUCAGAAGAAACUGCUCAUGGUGGAACUGAGCUGGAUGAAUUCGGAUGCCCAGACGGAGAUCAACAUGUUUCUGCGGGCAACGGAAAUAAAUCCUUCCAGUAUCAAUCUUGGAGGGUUCUUCGACGUGAACAGGACUUUGUUUAAAUCGCUACUGGCUACCAUGGUUACCUAUUUGGUUGUCCUGCUGCAGUUCCAGAUUAGCAUUCCCGACGAUCCGAGUUCAAUAUUGGCACAGAAUUUUACCUCUCAUAAGUAA
This is a messenger RNA of Sabethes cyaneus, 1338 nucleotides long. RefSeq names its product gustatory and odorant receptor 24 (gene Gr63a). Lineage: Eukaryota; Metazoa; Arthropoda; Insecta; Diptera; Culicidae. Gene Ontology annotation, biological process: sensory perception of taste. The coding region runs from base 1 to 1338 and encodes 445 amino acids. Gene Ontology annotation, molecular function: sweet taste receptor activity. The transcript is spliced from 5 exons. The record is from RefSeq and is a predicted model, not a curated record. Gene Ontology annotation, cellular component: dendrite; axon; membrane.